CGAGCUGCAAGGACAUCAUUUCUCUCCAUCAGGAAUUUGCGGCCAUCAACCUUCGCAAAUUUGAAUCCUAUUUUCAGGAGAACCUUGCGAAGGGAAUUUUCGCAGCCACUGUAGCCGAUUUGUUCACGGAGUUCUUCUUUUAUCUUGUAAAUAGUUGGAAUUUCCUUCCUCUCAUAAAACGCCAGUACAGUUCUUCUUAAUAAGCGCUUAUCAAAGUCAUCAAAGUCAGUAACAGGUGCAGCACGAUGUUUCUUCUUUGGUGAGCGGAAGGUUGGUGUGUCUGGUUCAGCUUCCGUGUUCAACAUUUGAUUGUGUGCAGAACAAAUCCUUCGUACAGUUCUUUCGCUGGUUUUGGUGGCCAUAGCAGUUCUUGUAAGUGCAUGUGAAGGUGGGAGUAUAGGAGCUCCGUUGGCUUUUUCUUCCAAGAAGUACCUAUUAACAUUAAAAAUGACUUUCCUGGCUUGGCUAUGAAGGUGGCCAUAUGGCGAGGUUGGGGCACGGGCAUCCAUGGCGAGUGCGUGCGUGCGUCCGUCUGUCAUCGAUUCUCAAUGCAGACUGACGUCCUUGAGCGAGGGUGGUCCUGGGCGGUGGGCGGAGUCAGAAGAGCGGCAAUGUCGCUCACGUCCGCUGAUAUGCCAAGUUUACUAUUUGAGGAAACGAGACCUUUGUAUAGAAAACAUUGUUUUGAUAUUUAUCUCAGUGGUGGUGGGUGACAAAAAAUCAUAACAAUGAGAGAGCCACAAGGGUUAAGGAGGUGAAUCGGGGUUACAAGAAGGAGUAGACAGUGUUAUAAUCUAUAACAAAUUACUUGUAGCACCACUGGGGGAAUCCCCGAGCUCCGCCUCACCGGCCAAUAUUCGGUGCGGCGAGUAUAACAGAAUCUCAUGGCGUCCCGAAGGAAGGUUAGAAGUUGCACGUGUAAACAUUGACCAAAAAACACCAAAAUUCACAUGAACGCGGCGCCCACACCAAAAUUACUAGUAGAAGUGAGGGAAAGGAAGUCAAGGCACUUGCUGUGAGAGAGAGGGGAGACCUGUGCAUCGCUGUGCUGCACUGUGCUUAGAUGUCCCUGGUUCACUCCUGAGGCUGUACCAUUCUUGCCCCUAUUAUCAGGCCAGCAUCCAGGCCGCUGCCCUGCCUGGCACUGACGGCUGUCUGGCCUCCCUGAGGGUCCCUGCAGGACUGGACGCGGCGUGUGCUGGCGGGAGUGGUGCUGCGGUGGAGGUCGUGAGGCCGGGCAGCAGCAUGAGCGGCCGGCGGCAGCGGCAACAGCGGCAGCAGCAGCAGCAGCCAGCCUCAGGUGUGGGGAGGCGCAGGUGUGGUGGCAAGAAUCACCUGGAGGCAGGCAGCUCUGUCCACAGAGGAGAGAGCAAGUUUGAGUGCCAGCAGUGUGACAAAACUUUUGUAUCCAGACAAGGCCUUGACUACCACACCCUGACACGCAGUGGUGUUAGAAAUUAUGAGUGUGGUGAGUGUGGCAAGUAAUUUACCCACAAGUCUCACCUCACCACACACCCUGACACACAGUGGUGUUAGAAAUUAUGAGUGUGAUGAGUGUGGCAAGAAAUUUACCAACAAGUCUAACCUCACCACACACCCUGACACACAGUGGUGUUAGAAAUUAUGAGUGUGAUGAGUGUGGCAAGAAAUUUACCCGCAAGUCUUCCCUCACCACACACACCCUGACACACAGUGGUGUUAGAAAUUAUGAGUGUGAUGAGUGUGGGAAGAAAUUUGCCCGCAAGUUUUCCCUCAACACACACACCCUGACACACAGUGGUGUUAGAAAUUAUGAGUGUGAUGAGUGUGGCAAAAGAUUUACCCACAAGUCUUCCCUCAACACACACACCCUGACACACAGUGGUGUUAGAAAUUAUGAGUGUGAUGAGUGUGGAAAGAAAUUUGCCCUCAAGUCUAACCUCACCAGACACACCCUGACACACAGUGGUGUUAGAAAUUAUGAGUGUGGUGAGUGUGGCAAGAAAUUUACCCACAAGUCUUACCUCACCAGACACACCCUGACACACAGUGGUGUUAGAAAUUAUGAGUGUGAUGAGUGUGGCAAGAAAUUUACCCGCAAGUCUAACCUCACCACACACACCCUGACACACAGUGGUGUUAGAAAUUAUGAGUGUGAUGAGUGUGGCAAGAAAUUUACCCACAAGUCUCACCUCACCAGACACACCCUGACACACAGUGGUGUUAGAAAUUAUGAGUGUGGUGAGUGUGGCAAGAAAUUUACCCACAAGUCUAACCUCACCAAACACACCCUGACACACAGUGGUGUUAGAAAUUAUGAGUGUGAUGAGUGUGGCAAGAAAUUUACCCACAAGUCUUACCUUACCACACACACCCUGACACACAGUGGUGUUAGAAAUUAUGAGUGUGAUGAGUGUGGCAAGAAAUUUACCCUUAAGUCUUCCCUCACCACACACACCCUGACACACAGUGGUGUUAGAAAUUAUGAGUGUGAUGAGUGUGGCAAAAGAUUUACCACCAUUUCUCAUCUCAAUCGACACGCCUUCAGACACACUGGGGUGAGGGAGUUCGAGUGUGAUGUUUGUGGCAAGUGUUUCAAGACAAAGGCUGAUAUUGCCCAGCACAUGAAGAUCCACUUCUGAGGUGGUGGUGUGUGGACACAUGGGGCCACACCUGUACCUGUGGUGGUGGUGGUGGUGGUGGUGGUGGCCGUGCCUGUGUGUGCUGUGAGGGAGUCAUGGCCCCAGCAGUUCUGUGUGGUGGUGGUGGUGGUGGUGUGGGGGAGUCAUGGCCCCAGCAGUUUUGUGUGGUGGUGGUGGUGGUGGUGUGGGGGAGUCAUGGCCCCAGUAUUUGUUUUGUUGGCAGUGCAGGUGUGACUUUCAAUAAACAUGUGUGUGCAGUAAA
Messenger RNA from Scylla paramamosain (green mud crab), 2883 nucleotides. Its product is annotated as zinc finger protein 33B-like. The coding region runs from base 1542 to 2621 and encodes 359 amino acids. Gene Ontology annotation, biological process: regulation of transcription by RNA polymerase II. The transcript has 3 exons. Gene Ontology annotation, molecular function: DNA-binding transcription factor activity, RNA polymerase II-specific; RNA polymerase II cis-regulatory region sequence-specific DNA binding. NCBI's taxonomy places the organism in Eukaryota, Metazoa, Arthropoda, Malacostraca, Decapoda, Portunidae. The record is from RefSeq and is a predicted model, not a curated record.